AUGGAGAAAGACGACAGCCAAAUCUCUCAGGAUGGCACUGAGAACGUCGAGCACGCGCCUCGGCGUGGCUCCUUCGCCAACAUGGACAAUCUCGCUGCCGUCUUCGAGAACCCCCUGAAGCAACGCACCAAAGAAGAGCUCCUAAAAGAUGUUGAUGAAUUCUGUCGAAUGCAUGAUCUCAACGACUACCUCGACGACUUCCGUAAGGGUGCCCUGGCCGCCCAGAGCCCGGAAUCCAUCCACAUGCUGGAGGAACUCACUCCCGAGGACAAAAACAUCAUUGAACGAGAGCAGACGCACCGCUGGUCUCAUCCAUUCAUGCUCUACUGGCUUUGCUGCAUGUGCUCCAUGGCUGCCGCAGUGCAGGGAAUGGACGAGACGGUCAACAAUGGUGCCCAAGCUUUGUAUCUGGCCGAUCUUGACAUUGCAGGGCCCGGAGUCACUCGCUUCUCCCCCUCCAUGCAGGAUAACAUUACUGGCCUAGUCGUUGGCGCUCCGUACCUCUGCUGCGCCAUACUUGGCUGCUGGCUGACGGAGCCUUUGAACAAAGUUCUCGGACGAAGAGGAACAAUCUUUCUCUCUUGCUUUAUUGCUGCCGUUGCCUCUAUUUGGGAGGGCGUGGCCAACUCUUGGGUGAAUCUGUUCCUCGCUCGAUUUGUUCUUGGUCUCGGCAUCGGUCCCAAGUCGUCAACUGUGCCCGUUUACGCUGCUGAAUGCAGUCCUGCGCCGAUUCGAGGUGCCUUGGUCAUGCAGUGGCAGAUGUGGACUGCCUUUGGCAUCAUGCUCGGCAACAUAAUGGGUGUUGCGUUUGGUCCAUCAACAGGCAUCAAGCCCUCUCUCGGCUGGCGUCUUAUGCUCGGCAGCACCGUCGUCUUGCCCCUGAUUGUCUGUGCGCAGGUUUACCUUUGUCCCGAAUCUCCUCGUUGGUAUAUCCAACAUAAAAAGGUCAAAAAGGCUUUCAGAUCAUUCCAGCGCCUGCGAUACUCCAACAUCCAAGCUGCUCGUGAUACAUAUUAUACCUAUGUUGGAGUUGAGAUUGAGCGCGAAGCGAAUAGGGGCAAAAACCUCUUCACUCAGUUUGGCGAGCUUUUUACCGUCCCAAGAAACCGCCGGGCUACAUGGGCCACAUGGAUUCUCAUGUUUGGUCAACAAUUCUGUGGAGUGAAUAUCAUUGCUUACUACAGUACGACCAUCUUCAUCGAGUCCGGCUACUCUACCAACUCGGCCUUGCUUGCAUCUAUGGGCACCGGCAUUCUCAACUUCGUGUUUGCCAUCCCCGCAGUUUUUACCAUUGACAGAUGGGGCCGUCGAAACCUUUUGCUCUUUACGUUUCCCUUCCUGUGCCUCUUUUUGCUGUGGACUGGCAUGUCGUUUUUCAUCCCAGAUGAUGGUACCAAGAAGAGAGUCGGUAUGGUUACAACGGGCAUGUACCUCUUUGAGGUCUUUUAUUCUCCGGGUGAAGGUCCAGUGCCGUUCACAUACUCGGCAGAGGCCUUCCCAGUCCAUGUCCGUGAUGUGGGAAUGUCAUGGGCUACUGCGACCACUUGGUGUUUCAACUUCAUUCUCUCUUUCACUUGGCCAUCCAUCUCUAGGGCGUUUACUGUCCAGGGGGCAUUCGGAUGGUAUGCAGCUUGGUGUGCUGUCCUUUGGGUCUUCAUCCUCCUAUUUGUGCCUGAGACCAAGGCACUCACUCUUGAAGAGCUGGACCAGGUGUUUGGAGUAAGCACUCGCAAACACACGAGCUACCAGAUUAAGAAUGCUAUGUGGCACUUUAGAACCUGGGUACUGCGACAAGAGCUGGAGCCUCUGCCUCCCUUUUACCGUCGUGCCGAAAGGCUCAAUCAUAAGUAG
Trichoderma aggressivum f. europaeum is the source of this 1851-nucleotide messenger RNA. RefSeq lists its product as uncharacterized. Lineage: Eukaryota; Fungi; Ascomycota; Sordariomycetes; Hypocreales; Hypocreaceae. Bases 1 to 1851 code for a protein of 616 amino acids. Gene Ontology annotation, molecular function: transmembrane transporter activity. Gene Ontology annotation, cellular component: membrane. The transcript has 5 exons. Gene Ontology annotation, biological process: transmembrane transport. The record is from RefSeq and is a predicted model, not a curated record.